CUAGACCAAUCAACGUGAGGAAGGAAGCUCGGCUGAUCAUGGGCCCAUACCUCUCCGUAGAAAAGGGUGUCUGGUCUUGGGUUGAAGUUCGCUGGUUGCAGGUUGCUAACAAGCUGAAGUCGACUGCAAGAGUGCCUAAACCGGGGCAAGGAAACCAACUCCACUCUAAUAUUCUCCUGCUGCAAAACUGAAACUGUGUAUUAGUAGCCCUUUCCCAUCCAACCACUGCCAACUACUACCAGAUACCAUCUACUCUCAGUUUCUGAAGAAGAGUUGAUUGCAAACAAGACUAUAGUUUGAUCCAUAAUGGAACAAGCAGUUGGUGGUGAGUCAAAGAGAAGCCAGGUCACAGGGACACAUUUGACAAAAGCUAAGAAGUGCACGGUGAUUGGAGGCUCUGGGUUCCUGGGGCAGCACAUGGUGGAGCAGUUGCUGGCACGAGGCUAUGCUGUCAAUGUAUUUGAUAUUCGCCAAGGGUUUGAUAAUCCACAGGUGCAGUUCUUUAUAGGUGAUCUCUGCAGCCAACAGGACCUGUACCCAGCUCUGAAAGGUGUAAGCACAGUUUUCCACUGUGCAUCACCACCACCAUCCAGUAACAACAAGGAACUCUUUUAUAGAGUGAAUUUCAUUGGCACCAAGAAUGUCAUUGAAACCUGCAAAAAGGCUGGGGUUCAGGUAAGGGGAAUGGGGAAGAUGCUUUCUUUUUCAGAGGGAAGGGAUUUGGAGUGGUUCCUGUUACUGUCUUCCUGGGCUUAUCCAGGGUUGGCUCUUUCAUGUUGA
Cricetulus griseus (Chinese hamster) is the source of this 780-nucleotide messenger RNA. The record is from RefSeq and is a predicted model, not a curated record. NCBI's taxonomy places the organism in Eukaryota, Metazoa, Chordata, Mammalia, Rodentia, Cricetidae.